AAAUUCCGCGAUCUCCUAUCCUUGAUGUCACAUGUUACAUGACAUGAUCAUAUGAUCGCGUCUGAAAUUGAUCGACGUCGAGGGAGUGUCUUUUAAAGUUUGGUUUUUUCACGCAACGAUGCUUCAACAAUUAUCGCUUCUCUUCUUCGUUCUUGUCGCAGUCCAUGCUAGCGGCGAAUUCGUCGUUCUUCAUUCACCUAAUAGUGUAGAAUUUACUGGAAAUGGGGAGAUUGAGCAAAGUAGUCUUAAAGAGAUCUUAUCAGCAGCUCUUGGAUAUACUGGGAAACAGAGGGAUUCAGAAUAUAGCAUUGCCAUAUGGGAUCCAUUUUCAAUGCCCAAGGCACUGGUUGCCAUGCCAAUUGAUGGAGUAGAGCAACUACCUUUUUUAAAGGAUAAAACUCAAGUCACUUAUCCUUUAAUUGUGGACGAGGCGGAGGAGACCACUUGGCAAGCAAUUAGGAGCAGAGUGGAAGAGCGAAGCAAUGAUAAUACAUUGGUCAGAAUUAACUUGAGCGAUGGAGUUGAUGCUCUCGGUCAGUCUGCACUCGGCGAGCUCAAGCCUGCUAAUAUGGAAAAAUUGAAGUUUCUGAGUCCAGAGGUUGAAGAGGAUUGCAAAUUCGUUGAGGAGAUGCAGCUUCUCCAUGCUAUCGCUGACAAUGCCUUCUCUGCGAAGAAACAUGAUUCUGGAACGGAUGUUUAUUGGCUAGUGAUAUCGGCGCUCAAACCGGUUUUGGAUCUGCACGGAAAUACUUCUGCGGCUGCCAAAGAAGCAUAUACAUUGCUAAAUGACGCAAUGAAGCACAUUUCCAAGGCCUUUGUGAAUACUUAUGAUGGCAAAAUUGUCAUUGCGGCUUUCACGAACGACGCCUGGAAAGUUAGGAACGCCCGCUCUGUUCUCAAUAGAGAACGCAGGGACACCCCGGCUCAUAAGACUAAAAAUGUUAAAACCACUGGUGGUGCCACGGAGCGCCAAUCAAACAUUAACAAUAAUUUAUUUGCCAAGCAAGGCGACGAGCAAGGCGGACAAAAUACAAAUACGGAUCAAGAGGCAAUAAAUAACACGACUAAUACUAUCGAAUCCACUGUCAACAACAAUUCUGAAUAUGCGGCUAAUAGCGUUCAGGCUAAUAGCGGGACGUCGGAUAAAUCCGACGAAGCUAAUGAAGAAUAUAAGAUAACUAAUAAGACACAAACAAUAGGACAGCCUGAAUUUUCUGGCCGCGCGAAAACUUACUCAGAGGACUAUCCUGUCAUCUUCAAUAUAAUGUUAUGGUUCGGUGUCGUGUUCGUUUUUUCGCUGUUGGCCAUUUGUGUCGCCAUUGCUGAUAUGGAUCCAGGACGGGAUUCCAUCAUAUAUAGGAUGACAUCGAAUCGAAUGAAAAAAGAUAAUUAAAUGUAAAUACAUAAUUAUAUAUAUAUAAUAUAUAUAUAUAUAUAUAUAUACAUAUAUCAUAGUAUGUAAGUAAAAAAUUUUGUAAUAUAUGUUUUUGCGCAAAAUGUAGUUCAUCGAAACAUGUGUAUAAUUUAUCUGUGUAAUUUAUCAAUUUUAAUUCAAGUAUGUUCAAAUAGAAAAGUAGGAUUCUCUCUCUCAUAUUUCUGUAUCCUGAAGAUUAUUUAAAUUAAAUGAUUCAAGCUCAUCAGAGCUAUUAAAUGGUAAGGAUAUACAUAAUGGUAUAAUUUAUUGAAACAAAAAAUGGUUGUUACGUUGUGCUGCAAUUACUGCAAGUUUGUACAUUCCUUGAAGGUUGUUUUAAAUAUAACAAUCGUCAAACUUAAAA
Monomorium pharaonis (pharaoh ant) is the source of this 1778-nucleotide messenger RNA. RefSeq names its product ATPase H(+)-transporting accessory protein 2 (gene ATP6AP2). Bases 119 to 1393 code for a protein of 424 amino acids. Lineage: Eukaryota; Metazoa; Arthropoda; Insecta; Hymenoptera; Formicidae. Gene Ontology annotation, cellular component: external side of plasma membrane; membrane. The transcript is spliced from 9 exons. Gene Ontology annotation, biological process: positive regulation of Wnt signaling pathway. Gene Ontology annotation, molecular function: signaling receptor activity. The record is from RefSeq and is a predicted model, not a curated record.